Rotaria sp. Silwood2 is the source of this 1440-nucleotide messenger RNA. The record is from the annotation of a GenBank genome assembly. Lineage: Eukaryota; Metazoa; Rotifera; Eurotatoria; Philodinida; Philodinidae.
AUGUCACAUAUUGAAGAAGAAUUUUUGAAGAUUGAAAAAGAUCAUGCUUGGAAUACAUUAUUUCAUAAACUUGAAAAUGAUCAUGUAAUUAAAACAUCUGACAAGAAAAAUGAUAUUGCAUUAUUAAAUAUUAAUCGUGGGUUAAAUCGAUUUCGUGAUGUUUUACCUUAUGAUGAUACACGUGUUUGUUUAACAACAGGUUCAAAUGAUUAUAUCAAUGCAAGUUAUGUUGAAGUGCCUGUUGCUAAUAGAAAAUAUAUUCUUACACAAGGACCACUUCAAGCAACAUCAAGUCAUUUUUGGCAGAUGGUUUGGGAGCAAAAUAGUCGUGUUAUUGUUAUGUUAACUGGUUUAAUAGAAAAAGGAUGUAAUAAAUGUUGGUUAUAUUAUCCAGAUUAUCAAUAUGAAAGUGAAAUUACAUUUAAUGAUGUAGAUUUAAAAGUAACAUUCGUAUCCGACAGACAAUAUCGAUAUUACACUCAAAGAAAAUUUGAAUUAAUAAAUCUUUCAACUAGUGAAUCUCGUUCAAUAAUUCAUUGGUCAGAUUUUGAUUGGCCUGAUCAUGGUGCUCCAAAUAAUCCAGAACCAUUUUUACAAUUAAUUAGUGAUGUUCGUCACUGUGGUGCCUUUGAUCCUCGUUAUGGUCCACUAGUUCUUCACUGUAGUGCUGGUAUCGGUCGAUCGGGUACAUUUGUACUUGUUGAUUCCAUUUUAAAACUGCUUGCUCAUACACAAAAACCUGAUGAUAUAUCGUUAAUUGAUGUUCUCGCUCAUAUUCGAACACAACGUCAUGGACUUAUUCAAACCGUAGAACAGUUGAGGUUUUCUUAUCUUGCUACUGUUGCUGGUUUGAAAGUUCUCAAUGAAAUCGAACAACAUGAAAAACCAUUUAUCGAAUAUGAUUUUAAUUUAUCAAGUGAAAGUGAAAGUGAUGAUGAUGAAAAGAAUUUUAACAGUAAAAACUAUCAAAAAGUAUGUGGAAGACAAGAUAAUGUAAUGCAAAAUGGUCGUUUAAGUGAUACACUCGAAGAUAUCAAUUGUGAAUUAAUCAAAAGGGUUGAUUCAAAUCUAAGUAGCUAUCAACCUUCACCAAAAUCAGCACAUCGUUUACAAUCAUUAUCGGGAACACAAUUAUCAUCAGAAGAUUUAAAAGAAUAUAUUCCAUCGCCACCGAUCAUUACACCACAUGAUGUUGAAACAUCUCUUCGUCUUCGUCAAGAACGUUUAAUACGUAAUGAAGCUAUUGAGAAAAAAGUUAAUGAAAUAAAAACAAAACUACAACAACAACCUUCUUCUAUAUUAACAACAAAUAAUGAAACAUCAUUGUUUAAACUCUUGACAACACAAUAUCGUCGUCCUUUGUUUAUUGGUAUAUUGACAUUAUUUACUGGUUCAUUGAUGUUAUAUAAAUAUGCUUUUAGUAAUGAUCGUAAUCAUUGA